AUGAAGACAUCUCAUGCAAGCUUUCGCUUCCGUCCUAUCGUUGUAUGUUUAUUAUUCAACUACGUCUGGUCGUCUCCGACUCCGUUGCUCUUCGCAAACGACGACAUAUACGAAGUUCAGAACGAUGGGAAUGUGGAAGAACAUCGAUUUAAUAGCAAAGGUGUCCAAUGGAAGAUUCAAACGAACUUACACAGACUAGAAGUUCUAUCGAAUGACCUGGCUUUAAGUAUACCUUUAGAGAGUUGCAUUGAAGAAAAAUUGACGGGACAGAUCAAGUAUGAAGACCAGGGGGAGAAAAAUUCAAAGUUUGAAGAAAUACACGAGGUAAUGUUUAGCCAGUUUGUGGCUUUCUUAGCAACUUCAAUUCGCUUUAUAUUGAAAUAACAAGUCUUCCCUGUGUUCCCUUGAGGACCCCCCGCUUCCUUGUUUUACUUUCCUUGACCACCUGCGCAAUUCUAGCUUACUUCGACUGUAGGCUACCCAUCGAAGCAGGAAAUUUACUCUGUAACCAUACACGCUAACUUAUACUGGAGAACUCGAAAUGUUAUUGCUUAUGACGUAACAAACGAGGAUGAUUUCUUAUUAAGCAAAAUUAUUUCUUGUGCUAAAAAAUUAAACAUUCCCUGAAAAUUAUGACAAUCUAAGAUUAAGAGGCAUCGAUCAAUAGCAAUCGGAAACAUCCCCCUUGAGAAUGUGCAAUAGAUUUUCAAUCAUUAGACUUUUGCCGACAAUAUUCAGUAUACAUUUUCUUUUUAAGGAGAAAAUAUAAUUGGACUUCGUGAAUUUACAAAUGCUUUUGUCCGCGGUUUUCGUAUUGGAUCUCGGGUCCAGUGGAAUCUUUUCAGGUUUGCUUGUAGUUGACAUUACCAAGUUUGGUAGCCCAAAACAUAUACUAUCAAUCAGAAAUGAAUAAUUAAACAGAAAUUGUUAAACGAGAUGUUCGAUGUUCGGCGUCUGUCCUAGGAGUCAUCGAUGAUAAAUGUCAGGAAUGGACAUGCGUAUUUUUUUUAUUUCUAUUUUUGAGUAACUUCCGCAAUACCUGCACCUCAGCAAGACUAAAAACUUAACUGCCAAGUUUCGAAACCUAUUAUGGUAAAUGAAAACUAACUUUUAACAAUUGACUUAGCUCAAAUCACUACACAAAGCAUACCGAUUCCAACACAGAUUAAAAAUACAUAGAGAUAAAAGAUAAAUAAAAUAAUAAAGAAUGUAACAGUAUAUCGAUUUAUGGUGAGGAAAGGUUAGGGUUAUUCAAAUAUGACACCUAAAAUAUCUGUCUGGUUAUUAAGGCUGCCGACCGUUUGCUUUUUAAGUGAUUAAUUAUGCAGCUGUGUUUGCUAUGGUUAAGAAUAUAUGAAAGUCAUAUUCUGGUUAUUUAGAACCAACUUCAUGACCAGCUCCCAGUUGGCUUGUUAGCUCAGUUGGUAGAGCGCUGCACAGGUAUCGCAGAGGUCAUGGGUUCAAAUCCCGUUCAGGCCUGAAUUUUUUUCAGGCCUUGUUUUCACUACUGCCUAAGUAGUGCACAUUACUGCAAGGAUCACUUUCAUUCAUGUGUUUGUUAUGCCACCAAACUAAUAUUUAGUCCUUAGGCAUUUUCGCCCCAGCAGAGAAAUAAGAUGAGACUGAACAUAAGGGAGGAUGUGACAGGGCAGAGAAUGAUAUAUCGAAAGUGCUAUUAGGGGGAAAAACUCGCUGCAACGUGUGCCGUACUAAGCGGAAAAAGCCGACGAGUCUAGACCUGUCCUUCUCAGUCUUAAUCUUUGUUCUUUAAAACAAUUUUACCUCAGCUGUCUUACCCUGAAUGACUCUGACUUAGUCGCAUUUUUCUGAUUGUUUAACUCUAAUCUACUGAAACGGACCCCUAUAGUCCACGUAUUAACCAUUGGUAGGCUCGAGUGGGCAUACAGGAAACUGACCUUGGGAGAUUAUACACUUUUUGUCAGACCAUUAACCCAAGCACCUUUUUAAUUAACCUGAUUAACCAUAGAAAUUUAAUAAAAAACGUCAAAAUCAGGAAUCUCAUCAUGAUAGAUAGAACCCAAACAACUUAACCCAAAUGGUUAUGGGAAAGCUUAAUGUAGACCCCCCCCAUGACUUACACGACUGAUAUUUCAUAUGUGUGCGUUGAUUUUCCCGUCUCACCUCUUUAAGAAAACAUCACGCACUAUAAUAACAUAACAUAACUGGACAAAAAUAUAUCAUAGAUAAUGUAUAGAUAAUUAAAUUAUAAUUCAUUGCGGGAUACGAAAUCUCUUUUUGACAAUCCUAAUUAGAGUCAGUUUUUCCAUCAAUAUUAUUUCAUUUUUGUCUCACUCAGAAAGCGGGAUUUCGCCACGUUCAUCGAUCCAGUAUGGCGGUCAGGCCCCACUGUGUAUUCGACGUGAUUGUACCAUUUGAAAACUCUUCCCAGUCCGCACGUAUACCAGGGGAGUUUUGCACUCCUGAGCACGUGACUGGAGGAGCAGCAGUUGGUGAUUACAAUGGAGACGGACUAGAAGACAUUUAUUUCUCCGUUUUUGAGGGAAGAAGUGUCUUGUACAAAAACAAUGGUAAGUCAUAGAUCCAUAAUUACCUAAGAAAUAGCCUUCGUGUAACACAAACUCACAUGGCUACCCGAGCUCGUCCUGACCUCUAUAGCAUGAAGCUACACGAAGUUUUUUCCUUCUUCUGGCUGAGAUACAUCUUCAUUUCGUUUCAUCGGGUUAUACUAUUGAAAAUUAUCAUUCCAUAUUAUCUGCUAAAAACUUCGUCUCUCCAUGAACGCUGCAAUGGAACAGAGUACAUGAGAGCUCGAGACACAAUUAUCUCGAAGCUUAAGUCUGAGUUUAUGCCAAUUUGUAUUAGUAGGAUGGCAGGAUGUGUUUUCAUUAAUUACGAUGAACACAAAUCCCCUUGCCAGGCUCUCACGCAGUUUUUGUAUCUACCCGGGUUUUUUAUAGGCCAAUUAGUAAUUAAUAGACGUCCUUGAAUUGAACUCCUGAGUGGCCAAAUUGCUUUUUGGUUUUUCAAGCUUACCGUGCACUUGAGUGUCAGCCUUUUCUCUCUAGGUGACGGAACUUUCACGGAUGUUAGCAAAGAGACAAAUAUUGGACCCAGCUCUCGCGCUAAUGGAGCCGUUUGGGCUGAUUUUGACCAAGAUGGAGACAUGGACCUUUAUGUGACAACAGUGGGUGACACUAGGCAUUACUUGUACAUUAAUUACGACGAAUGGUUUAUAGAGGAGGCCAUUAAGAGAAACUGUUCUUUGCAAACAAGCGACAAGAGGAAACUAUCUGGAAUGACACCAAACGUCGGUGAUUUUGAUAAUGACGGAUUUGUAGAUAUUUACGUAACGGAAUGGCUUCCACACACUUUGGGAAAGGUAUAGUUUGAUAAGUUUUUCACUGUGGGCAAAUCAUACAAUGUCAAGGUGUGUUGACUUUUUACCGACAUAAUAGGAACACCCGACGUUUAUGAUUGAUUUAUGGGUUGCACGAAUGCUUUGGACCGAUCAUAAACAGUAUAUGUCCUCUUGAUAAAGGGCUUGAAAUCCCUCAAAAGUGAACCUUCACCAGUUUGGUGCCGCCAAAACUGAGCUCUAACGCUACAGAUGUUGGGAGCAAGGCGUAGUUCAUGAUGAAAAAAGGUAAACAUUUGGUGAAAACUGUAACUUUAAAUCAAGUUAUGCAGUUUUUAUUUAAAUUCUAUUUCAGCCUUCAACUUCUCGGCUUUUAAGGAACAAGGGCUAUCUUGCUAGUGGGUGAGUGAAAAGAAUAUUUAUCCUAGUUUGAUCUUCCAUUAUGUACUUCCGGGAAGUGUGAUAGUUCCAACUGUAUUUCUAUUGUGAUAAAAUAACCCUUAAAGAUCGUUUUGCGCAGGGUUGCACGAGGAUUGCACGUUUAUACAGCAUUGCAUUCAUUAACUCUCUGUUGGUUGGAUUUUUUUCAGGUACUUCGAAGAUGUAACUUUUAGUAGUGGGGUUGAUAUGGACAAUUAUUACCACGGCUCCUCUCUCAAUCGAGGCACUUACACCUUUGGGUCUUCAUUCACAGUAAGCUUGAAUUUCAUUACAAUUUUCUUCGUAUAGUUCUCUAUACUUGGUAUAGGGGGAUUCGCAGUAUUUAUGACGCCGCCAAAAAGCGAGCGAGGUGGGGGGGAGGAAGAAAUGUGCUCUGAAGUAUUCUACGACCCAAUCAGCCUAUCAGUGUAGAUUCGUCUUAAGCUUGACAUCCAAAUUUGGAAGUUUCUGAAUUAUAAAGAGCAAGGGUAUUUAAGGGCUCACUUCACCUGUUUUUUUUUAGUCUGGAAAGAAAGUGAAGUUUUUCGGUUUAGCAAUCCAUUAAUGGUCAAUAAACUAAAGAAAAAAAAUUUUGCAGGCACAAUCCUUUAGCAAAAGUUACCCAAAUCGAUGAUCUUAGUUACUUUUAUAAGCCACUCCCAUUAGAGAUAACCCAAAUGAAAAGAUGUCGGUUAAAAAUCCCAAAUGGUUGGAUGAAUACCACAUAUGCCCUUUUUAAAAGCAGCAAGUGAAGAAGUCGUACUUGGUGCGACCGAUAACACAUCCGGUGGGAAGCAGGACCCCCCUAGAUUACAAGUGCAGUAACCCAAAGAUUCUGAUGCGAGGCUUUCUUAAUCCUGCAAAACUAAUUAAACUUGAUUUACACGGUAGGACUUUGACAGUGACGGAUGGCAAGAGCUCCUUGUUACCGCUGAUUAUGGCGAUAGCAAGAUGUUUUGGAACACGCAGAAUAACACCUUUAACGAAUGCACGCAGCCUUGUGGACUUACUGCAAAACAGGUGGGUCUCGUAGAGGAUGUAAACGAAAUUACCCAUCCUUUGUUUAAUUCCUUGUGGAGGACGUCUCAAUCACACAUCUUUAAUAAGUUUUCUGAUAGGUAAUGUGUUCAGACAUACUUAUCUUUUCCAUUCUUUCUAAUGUUUUCGGUCUUCGGCGUGUGUCGAUCUAUUCUUCAAGAUGAGGAGCUUGUAAGAUAGGCAUACAUGAAUCUGUGAAUAGACGCAAUGUCAUCGCUGAAUAUUCCAAUUCGUUUGAAUGCAUGUAGUAUCUAGGCCAAAUUAGGAGUUGCAUUUGUACACAGUCACUUGUUUGUUUUUAGGUGUCAAAUCAAUAUUGUCGUUUUGUUCUGCAGCUUAAAAAGUUUAUCAAUUUUGCUAUAUCCUAUUCUGGCAUAAGGGUUCUUUGAUAACAUUUAUUUCUCAUCUCAGGACGCCAUGGGCCAUGCAAUCGGAGACUGGGACAACGAUGGAAAUCUUGACUGGUUUUCUAGUGCUAUCUGGCACAACAGAACUGAGUGUUCCGUAUCAGGAUGUAAGUUUGAUAACUCUGGGAAUGUGUUGUUUCGUAACCUGGGAGGCAGGCGAUUUGAAGAUGCCACAAUGCAGGUACUCGAAUUUCACUUACAUUGCCAUAGUUGUUGUGUGAUGUUAAGAUUGAAAGACUUAAGAUAUGGAAAAGUCCAUUUCAAAUUCUAGUCUCGGCAAUCCUUUUCUUUUCAAUCCAAAAGUGUCACAUGAAAUGGUGGCAGUUAUCUGUCAUUGAAUCGUAAAGGAAAAGUAAAAUUACGAAAUGCGCUGGGAGGGGAGGCGACACGGAGGGGACUGUUAACUUUUCUUGACCGCGGGUAGGGUAAUCAAUCAGAUUGCAGCAUGUGCGAUAGGACUUUGAUAGAUUUAUGCUAAUAAAGCGUAGCCGAUUAGUAGAAAGCUUUGUGUUAUAAUUGUCUCUUUGAUAAGUGAUCUGACGGAUUUCCCAUGUUUACAAUUAUUUGUAUUUUUCAAGACUUGCUUCAGCCUUGAAAAGUGUCGUAUUUACCCCCAUUAUGGAAGAAGUAAUAUAUUUUUUGGUCUUUUUAUGCAGGCCGGUGUAACAAAUGGCGGCUGGGGAUGGGGCGCGGCGUUCAUUGACUUUGAUAAUAAUGGUUUUCUGGACAUCAUUAUGACAAGCGGUAAUUACGUUUAGCCUUAACUUACUUUAAGCUGUCUUGUGAAAUCUCUUCUGACACAUGAAACACAUUCUAUCUUAGGCAUCGAUUUUCCCACAACAACCACGGACGAUCAUUUUCGCGGCAAUACCAUACAUCUGUGGCGAAACCUCGGGGCUGGUUACAAUGGAACAACUCAAGAGGUAAACAAAACAUUAUGCUGCGACGACUACACUAAGUGUUGGAAGGUUUAUUUUCUAUUUUUCGUAAAAGAAUUGUGGAGCAACUCGAGAGGUAAACGAAACAUUAUCCUGUGAUCACCUAAAUUGAAAUUAUCACUUAGUCCUGGAAAGGGUUACUCUUGCUUUUUCGUGUAAGUAUUUUUUUAAGUUCAUUCUUUUGUCUUUUACAGGUUUCUGCUUUGUACGGUCUGAAUGGCACUGCUCAGGGGCGUGGUCUGUUAAAGUGGGACUUUGAUGGUGAGACAAUUCAUUCCUAAGCCUUUCAUUUCUAGGGGUGACCAACCAAUAAGUAAAUCUACUCUAUCAUACGAAUAAAUUAUCAAGAAGAAAGAUUGAGAGAAAAAUAAGAAGAUCCCCAAGUGAUUAACACUGGUUAAUUCAACAGCAAAUACCAGAGGUUAACUUACCCGGAAUUGUACGGCAGACAUAGAGAAAUGAUAUUGUGGGCUUAGGAGUAAUGAAAGAACUUUACCUAAUACUACGCGAGAAUAACGUACUUAGGAAGCAAUCCUUUUUUCGUGAAAGGAAAGCUUAGAUUGCCUUAGUCUCUUAGAAAAAAAAAUAGUUUACCAGCUGAGUGUAUGUUAUUUGGGCCACAGAUCGCACUUUCUAUCGGUUUACCGGGUAAUAACCCACGCAGUACUUUGAAAGAAAACGAAUAGAUGCCUUUUUAAAAAAAUUUUUCUUGCUAUAAAAAAUAGGUUUUUGAUCAAUCAAGGCUUUCUUAUUAUCUCAGUUAAUCUGGAGAUACAGUUGUUGUUUUUUAUUUGUCAUGAAUAAGUUACCUUUCCUUUUGCGGAUCCUUUCAUAUUUUGUGGACGAAUCGGGUGAUUGAGAACUGCAAUGGAUACAUCUUAUUUUUUUUUCUGCUUUUAAGAUGACGGCGACGAAGACAUCGUAGUGUGCAAUAACGUUGGAGAACCAUUUUUCUACCAAAAUCAACAAAAGGAGUCAAACAAGUGGAUAAGAAUACGUGUCAUGCAUCGGUAAUUUUAUUAUUUUCCACGAGAGUAGAAAUGUAGAUUUCCCUUUUUUUACUAUGCCACAACAGCGAUGCCGAAAUUACUUAGUGAGUUCAGAUCUGUAGACGCUUCAGUAAUUGUGAAGGAAUCAAGCCCCAACCAUAAAAUGUGAUAUUAAAUCAUAGAAGCUGAAAUGAAAUGCUUGCCCUACACUUAAUAGCAAAUCUUAACACAUAAAAUAAUUUCCAAUUUUCCUCCAUCUCUUUCUUGGUGGAGGUUAGAAGUCUAUUUUGUUUGUAACAUUAUCAUUGCAGCUGCCUUAUGCAUUAUGAUAAGUUGUGUGACAGUCUCGGAGCCCAAGUAAAAGUUAUCAUGGAAAACGGCCACACUCAGGUAAAAUGUCUAUUCAGACAUGUAACAUAAGUGUUUUGUACGUACGUCCCUUCAGUAGGAUCUCUAGCGUAGCUGCUUGUUUAACCUAAUAUAUAGAUUUAGGUAAGCCUAAAAGCGGAGCUCUUUUUUUUUUCCCCGCACAUCUCUUCAACAAAACUGAAGCCCCUACUAUGGAUAAAGUGCGUGGUAAUAUCAAUGGAUUUUCAUUCGCAACUUCUCCGUGCCCGUGUAGAGGACUGAUUAUAAGAUAGUGCCCGUGGUACAGUUGGCCGCGCAUGCUAAAAGUAGCACCUUGUACGGUUGGUCGUAUGGUCGUGCAUCCAAAUUUUUUCGGCUUGAUGGGUUACUACUAUUUUGUAUAAUUAUAGGGCUACGCUCUGCGAGCUCCGCUAUUACCUAAAAUCACUACGCAUAUUCCUCAUACUGUUAUCUCUACGUUUUUUAAUAUGAUAUUCCUUAGCUGGCAAUCACUGAUUUAUUUGAUUCGUGCACAAACUCGAACAAUGAUCGCCCGACGUAAUCGAGGAAUAACUAUUAGAGAAUUGAAUCGUAUAUCAGGUAGCCAUCGAUGGCAACUGAAAAAUAGAUGUCUUAUCCACCCCCAUGCAAUUGCAGACGCAAGAAAUUGGUUCCAGUACACACUAUUUGGGUCAGAGUUCACAUGCGGCUCACUUUGGACUGGGACAGGACAGUGGUAACGUAACAGUUAAAGUCAGGUGGCCGUAUGUAAAAAUGGAUGUAACCUACACCAAUGUGACCCCCAAUACACGAUUACGAGUUUUGCAGCCAGAGAGGUAAUUUCUCCACUCGAAAAAUAUUUUGUUUUUCAUGUCUUACGGCACAUAAUCAUUCGGAACCUUUUGACCAGACCCUUCACUGCUUUUUUUUUCAAGAAUCAUCCCGAACUAUUUCUUUUAGAUGUAAUGGAUACAAUGUAAGAUUCGACUGACCGCAAUUUAAAACAUAAGGUCACCUCUGGCAAAUGGUCGAAGCUCUAAGAAAUGCACUCGAUUAAAAAACACAUCUACUUCCUCGACACACAAAUCGAAAUCAGGUGUAUCUAGUAUUUCUUUGACCUCAAAUAGUACUCUGUAUGUUUUACCUCGCAAAUUCUGCAUGUAUUUCAUAUGAAGACAGAGCCCUGAGGAGAUUUAACUAUUCGACGAGUAAAUGUCAGCCUACCUUUUAAUUGUGACCACGUUUCUUGUUGAUGUUGUUGAUGUGAUUGUUGUUUUUAACUAAAAAUUUUGUUUAUAGACCUGCUGACUCAGGAAAAGUGUUUCCAUAUUCCUCCCUGGACAAGUGCUACGCAAUAAAAGUAAUGGAGAUUACAAAACAGGUAACUAAAGCGUAUUGCAUGCACACAAGAAUCAGACCCACUUUUUUGCAGUAAUUCCCAUCUAAUCCAUUUCAACUGAUGUUCUUUGGUUCGUAUUCAGCUACCAGAUGCGGUGUUAAAAUUAGGGGAAAGUGACACUCGAUAUACUAUUGGUGCCUUGUCAAUUUAAGUAGAAAUUAACAACAGGGUAAAAAUGAAGAAAAAAGAAAAAAAAUUAUUCCCCCAAAAAUGUUUGCUCAUUUUGAAAUGCUGUAUAUCCUUUCGGUGCGAAGUGAUUUGAAUUGAGAUGGAACACUCAAAAGCACUUAACCCUUAAAGUGACGAAAAUAAAGAAAAAUAGCAGUUUGGGGAUUUUUAGUUGAUCCAAUAUCAAAUUCUCCAAAUUAACAUCAUGAGAAUUGUAUGGCAGAGAGUAAGUAGAGUUACUGAUGAGAUCCUGGGCGUGAAAGGGUUAAGUAAUGAAGAGCGUGUAUUCUUUUUUCCUAACAUGGUGGUUAAGUUUCGAAUAGUAGACAACGGAUUUUGUAAGAUUAAAAAGUACGAUAACGAUGAUGAUUUCGCUAAGAUAUCUUUAUUUUUACGUAUGAUAUAGAACUUUUUUUUAGGACUUGCCAUAUAAUAUGAGGAAAGGGUUCGUUAUGUCAAACGUUUGUUGUAUUCAGAUUCCUUAAUUAUCGAUACCUUUUAGUUUUUAUUGAGCUGCAUAAUGUCGGUAGCUAAAGAUCUAGAGUUCUUCCACGAACAUGGCACCAAGAACUGCUAUACCUCUACUCUACUGCUAUAAGUAAUUUUUUUCUCUGUGAAUCCUACUUGAGGAUGCAAAUGAUUAAAAUGUCUGAGAACUGUUUUUAUUUUAGCCUCCUCAUGCGACUGUUACCAUCAACCCAAGUGGAAGAACAGUCAAUUUCCAAAGGAAACCAGGAAUACCGCUGGCAGAGAUAUCCACCGAGGCCUUCACUUAUAAAGUGGGUCUGGUGCCUACCACUGGUAAUCAACAGCUGUUGGAUAAUGCCACGUGUCUUGUGAUAUUUUCCUCUGAAAGAAACUACACUGAAAGUGAGUGUCAUGGUGGUAGAAAAAUUGGACCCAGGCCGACCGUAACAAAAGGAAGGUAAAUCAAAGUUUAAUUCUUGAAAAUUGUGUCGCAAACGGAUAAUUGUUGGUCUCUCUUCAGUGACUUGUUCAACAUUUUUCAUCAAGGGCAGCUUAGGUGAGCUUUUAUAAAUUUUUUUCUCUAAUCAUGAUUUUCUUUUCUCACUUUCACCAUGGAAGUUUGACUACCUUCAAAUCUGUAAAGUCGUGAGUUUACCGAAGCAUUUAACUAUUCUCUUUUGUUUUUCGAAGAAUAUGCAUGAUAGGCCUUCUGUCUCAAUCUUCUAGCUCGAUAACUUGUAGGCAUGUUAUUUUAUAUUUUCGAAUUCAUGAUCACAAACAAAGUGCCAGUAAUUUCUCUUUACAGGAACGCUUCAAUAUGACGUGACGUUUAUUGUUAAACUCCAGAAUGAAUAAGUCAUAUUCUUGUAAUCCUUAAAUCUUAUAAUAAGUUUCUCUCUUUAAUAGACGUCUUGAUGGUACUUCAUACAAUAAAUUCCACGUUUGGUGGGGUGCCGCGAUGGAGGACGUGACACGCGACGUACCUGCCAUCUAUCCUGAUGGCAUUGCCUUGCCUGCUGGGACAUGUUCUCCAGAGGAAAAAAAAGCAGGAAAAUGUAGAUUCAUGGAUGAAGUGAAUGGAUUUGGUAGUCAUAGGCCCCCACCGAGAACAAUCAGCAAUGCUCUCUUUAAACAGGUGAGGCACGUCUACGUUUCGAAUGGAUCCACGUGUUUGUGCUGAUAGGAUGUCAAGGGUUUAGUUACAGAUAGGUAACUUACUAUCUAUGAAGAUGAAGUGGGACUUUAUUAGUUCCUCAAGGUAGCCAAUCAGAGAUUUUGCUUUUCCAUGGUGCUAUGGUUCUGAUUUUUUAAAUGAGAAAUAGUUUUUCCGUCUUUUGGCGGAAAAUAGUUUCUACCACACCCCAGAUGGUUUCUCCAUUGCAUCCUUAAACUAUUUGAAGAGCAACCCCUGAGAAAAGUAAUUGCUUCAUAUUUAGGAAGUCUUAGAUCGUAUACAGAUUUGCACAUUUUUUAUCCUUAGAUCUCGCUGAAACAAUGUAUUUUUAUGUUUUUGCCCUAAUCACUGAGUGAAAUGAAAAAAGGCCCGUUUUAUACAAUUAUGACAAUUGACACUAUUGUUUGUUUAUUUAUGUUGUUUGUUUGCAGAUUGAAUCUAAGAUUAGCGCUAGACGUCUCAAUGAUCUACACUCUCACUUCGGUCAGGUAACAAAUCCAUCCAUUUAUUCAAUAGAAGUUUAGUCAAUUAACAAACGAUUUAACAAUGCAAUUUUAUUUUUGUAGUUCUUGGUGCACGACACGGAUUUCUCUAGCCCACUACCUCGCUACGAGUUUCAGGGAGUUUUGAGUGAUGUUUGGCUUCCUAUAAAAGUGCCAAAGGUGAGUCCUCAGUACCAAUUAAUAAAACAAAAGGGUCUUCCCUGUGAUAGUGACUUUCUUAUUUUGAUAUAAUUAACUUAUGGACAUGAGGCCAAAAACGUAUUUUUAGAGGACUUUAGGAUGGGUGGAAUGUGUUCGCUUUCCAGCGUUUGUCAAAUUCCUGUUUAUUCUAACCCUCUCUUGUCAUAACUCUCACAGCUUUUAUCGAAUUUGGCUUCGUCGCCGCUUCAAUAUAGUUUAACCAAACAUGAAAAGCCUUAAACUGAGGUGGCUGCAUAAGUAAGAAUAUGUUGGUAGAACUGUACUAAACAUGACGUUGAAACAGUAUACUUUCAGACAGUGUACCGUAACUUGAGAGAGUACAGGGUUCUCACGUCUCUCUAUUUUGGAUCCCACGAGCCAUCAUAUAAGUCACGCCAUACAAAUUAGGCCUGAAAAGGCCGGAACAGUUGUCCUUCCUGCCAGGCUUCUUGAAGUCGUGGUUUACUUUUUUUGAAACGAUUACUUUUUUGUUUGUCUGAAAAGUUUUACCGUCAUUGCCAUCAACACUGUCGCCUUGGUACACAUUCUGUGGCUUAAAAGUUCCAUUUUUACCAUCUAGAGAUCGCUUUUUGCGUGCUAACCACUUUGAGAUUUAACUUUCACCUAGGGGGAUGUGCACUUUGACCCGUCCAACGAAGGCGAUAUCUAUCUUCCGUUUGUACGUUCGACUUAUAACAGGUGCGAUUUACGUCUUUCUUUUUAAAUAAAGAUAUCAUUUCAUGUUGCUAUUUUUUUAUUUUUCUUAGUACUUAAACAUCGGUGUGUUUCUCACUGAGCUCAAUUUCCUUGAUACUUAAUUCACUUAAUUUUCAAUUAGCGUCUCCUUGAUUAAUUUGUAUUCUGAUAACUUACAACACUAAUUACCAAAACUCCCAUUUCUAUUACAGUGCAUUUAACCCAUUAACCCCUAAGAGUGAUAAGCAUAUGAUUUCUCGCUACAAUAUCACCCCCAAAUCACACAUUUAGGUAAUGAGAACAAAGGAAAUGGCUACCAACUAGAAAAGCUCUGGAUUAUGAAACAAAUUCUCCUCGUCAGCACCUUAGGGAAUGUAUAGGGAACAGUAUGGAGAAUAUGCAUACUGAUGUUAGGGUGUGAAGGGUUAAUGGCCGGGAGUAAUUGAAUGAUGCCGUCGUUGUGUGAUAUUUCUGUAAAGUAUCUUUUAUUCAAGCAAAUGAUCUCUUGGUCAAUUUUUUUUUGUGGAAGUCCCUGGUAACCAUCCUAUUUAGAAAGAGUAAUUUAGCGUUAUCAACUGCGUUUUUAACAUAAAUUGGCCACCGUAAAGAGUUUCGAAUCGGACGUUUUGAGCGCUAGCCCUUCGUCAGAGCACCUGUUAUACUCUCCCACAGACGCAGCAACACAGUUUCUUUAGAAACUUACCAUCUUAACUAUUUGGAAAGGAUCCUUUUCUGGAAACAAGAGAUAAGUGCCUGGUCCUUGCAAACGCCUCGUUCAGAAAAGGCAUACUUUCGUGAGCCCACAACCUGAAAAAGGCCUCUUCCUCCCCCCGAGCCAUAUAGAAUCAUUGCGAUACGUGAUUCCACCUUAGUUCGGAGAGCAAGUAAUAGUGCUGCUCCCAUGUUUCGUGCGAGUGUUUAGUACAAUAGGAAAAUAAAUCGUGUCAAUAAUCUGUCCCAUUUCGACUCGAAACUUUUUAAUGUUCUUAAUUAUUUAAUCAUAAAAUUUUGGUAUUAUUAUGAUUGUUAUUACUUUCAGGUGCACUGGGCGUCACUCAGACACUCCGAGACAGCAAGUUAACAAACUAACUUCAUAUAUCGACGGUUCAGUCGUUUACGGUUCAUCAGAAUCAAGAAACAGAGCAUUACGAGAAUUCAAGGAUGGCAAAUUGAAGCUUGGGUCAGAUGGACUUAUACCGGUGAGUAAUAGGUCUCUGUGAUCAACGUGACCGUCUCUUCCAAUUUCGCACCCUUAGCUGAUUGUUUUUUUGGCAGCAGUUUUUCUUAUGCUAAAGCAAGUAUCAUUCCGCUUGUUUUCAUAAUGAAAAUCUGCAAUGCAUUAUACAGGACAAUGUAUUAUACAUUUGCAUUUAUCUUUGUGUAAACGUGAACUCGGGUACAAAUGCGCUAGCGAGAGAAUGGUAUAUCCACGCGUUCAUUGGGUUGGUUUUGCUUCAUAACAGUUCAUAUCCGCUUUCCCUGGAAUUUGUUUCGCAUUUAUUUUAUAUUUGCGUCGCAUACGUCUUACAAGUAUUCCCAGAAGUUCUUAUGAUUUGCUUUGGAUAUCAGCAUUACUCCAGUACACUCGCGAUGAGAGCUGACAAACUCGGUAUUACACUUGCGUUCAAAAAGGGAACAUAUAGCAGUUAGAAAGGAGAAUUGAAAUGACCAUGUUUUGUUUAUGAGUUAUUUGGAAAAAAGUAUAUUUCACGUCAAAUUAAGUUAUACUCUCUACAUGAUAUAUCACUGAACUUGCUGCUUUAACUAUAUUUCAAAUGUCAGUCUUAAAUUGUGUGUUUCUGAGCAGAAAAACACGAUGGCUUUGGAAAAUGACAAUCCUCUAGGCCGUGAUCCAAACAGUUUAUUGGUUGCUGGGGACUCACGAGCUAAUGUUCAGCCAAUGUUAAUCGCAUUCCACACUCUCUUUGUUCGGGAGCAUAACCGGCUCUGCGAUGAAUACAAGAAAAUACAUCCUCAGGUAAAGCUUAUCUGCAAGGCAAAGAAUCAUAAAAUGAAUGCUAAUCAAUGGAUUUGCAUGCCUUUCAAGGGGGAGUGUCAUCAUAAGUAACUUACUUUCAAGCACAACAUUUGAUGAAAGUUUACAAGGUCCCGUGAUUUAUUGUCAAACACUAACAAUCGAAUUUUGUGGCUGUAGAACUAUGAGUCAUCCUACCGUUAAGACUAAAGCCAAUAAAAACGAUAACAAUUUGAUACAAUGAUUCCUUUUAUGAUGAAAGCAAAUGGUAACAUCAGGUAUAAGAGGAACUCACAUUCUUUUAAACAAAAUAAAAAAUAUUGAAGAUAUCUAAUAGGUUUCAGUUUAUACUCUCUCUAUUCCACACAAUUGCAUCGCCAGUCACACCUCUCUAUUCAUCAAGAGAGCUAAAGGCUAAACUGGUCAGUUGGACUGGUCCGUUGCACAUUUAGAUUCCCCUCUCUAAUUGAAUGGCUUACGAAAGUGUGAAAAAUCGUCGAGAAUGAUUCCUCAAUCCAAAAUUUGACUGGCUAGUCGGUCAGUUAAAAACAAUGGCAACUGACCAAAGGCUCCUUCCUAUAAAUCACUAAAACCAAUUCAUUAUAUCACUCAGUAAUAUGGCUGACAAUGCUUUAUUCCCAGGCCACAGAUGAACAGUUGUUCCAAGCUGCACGUCGUAUGGUAGCGGCUGAACUUCAGGCCAUCACGUUCCGUGAAUAUCUGCCGGCGCUAUUGGGUGGGACUAAACACAUACCACCUCACCAGGGGUAUAACAACAGUAUAAACGUGGGAAUGAGCAACAUAAUGGCCACAGCAGCUUACAGGUAAUGUUCGAAUUACGGAUCACAGAUUUAACUUAAGGAAAAUAUGCUUCCUUUUGAAUUAUUUUGGUUAUUAUUUUAUAACACGAGUAGCACCUUUGGGAAUUUAAAGUGGAACAGUGUGGAUACGAGAGGCACAAUUUCCUAGUAUUUUCUCAUGUGACUGGCAAGCACCAAGAUUUCCUUUAUAAACAUAUUUUUAGUCACCUCAAUAGUUUGUCAUCCCAUGUUGGUGAUUAGAAAGGUUUGUAUUUUGAACUACAUCUGAAUGUACAUGUAGUUUACUCUGACAUUAUCAACAUUUUUUAAUUUCCAAACAAGACUUUUUUUCGGAACUGAAGGGAAAAUUGAUAGACACCAUUCGAUAAUCACAGCGCAGAGGACUUAACCAUGGUCUAUUUUCUCUCCGAAAGUUUACCAUACUCUGCCUUUCUUUCAUGCUAGGUUUGGUCAUAGCCAAGUUAACACUCACCUGUGGAGGCUUGAAGAGGAUGGUUCGAUUUCUCCUAACGGCCAUCUUCCUCUAAGAGACGCCUACUUUGCACCCGAAAGAGUAUCAAGGGAGGGUGGGAUUGACCCUCUUUUCAGGGGAGCGGUAAAACAAGCCGCGCAGGAGAUCGAUUUAGAGGUUUGAUUUUUUUCCCUUUUUAAAAUUGAUGUUCACCAUUCAUUGCAAAUAUACGUGGUCAUGAAACUUUUUGGCUCUUUGUUAUCCGUAAUAACUCAAUUAAUACUUAUUCACAUUCCAGAUCAAGUGAAAUUGUGUCCUCUGAUGACGAAUGCUUUUUCGCAUUUCAAAAAAAAAGAAACCGCCGGUUUGGUUGUAUUUUCCACUCGGUCAAACUAGCAGAUUUUACCAAAUUACAAGGCAUCCAUCAUCAGGAUGAGUUCUUCUUAGUUUGACCCGAUGCAACCAUUGUUAAACUGAUGCGCGUAACUUUAAUAACAUGCAAUUGUGUUAUGAUGUUCACAAUUCCAUCGUAACGAAAGGUUUGUGACUUCUUUUCUGUACUUUUAACAACAGAUGGUGGAUGACAUGCGAAACGUUUUAUUUCCAUCUGGUAAUAAGGCUGGUUUGGAUUUAGCGGCUAUGAACAUCCAGCGUGGAAGAGAUCAUGGUUUACCAGACUAUAAAUCUGUCAAGAAGGCCCUUGGAUUAAAAGGUUUUUGCUUUGGAGACGUAGUUUUCCUUUCUUAACAGGCAUUUUUUUUGAAAUGAAAUUUUUUUGCUUUGAAUUUAUUGAAUGUGUGAAGUAAUUCCUGACAAUGAGCAACUAGUUAGACUGUGGCUGAAAAAAACGUGCCAUUCACAGAGAAAGCGUUUACGCUUUGAAGAGGGAGGUAGGUAAAUCCGCCGAUCCGAGUUAUGCGUUACUCGCUGAGCUUUGAAUUUACUUUAAAUGAGUGCUUAUUUGCAUGCUUUGAUUUUCUUCUCCAAUAACUGGAGUUUCCUUAACGUUUUUUUUCUUUACUGGUGUUGGAGUAAACUUUUAGCAGAACAAAUCAUUAUUGAAUUGCAAUCCGGUUCGGCCCGAGAACUGAAAAUCCUACCUAACAAUACACUAACAACCGACCGAGAAAUAGUGUGGGUGAAAUAUUGUUUGCGUUAAUGAAAUAACAAAUCAUUAUUCAAUAGAGAUUCAAACCUUCCACGACAUCACAAACAACUCCAGGAUUUCCCAGAAGAUGGAAGAUAUCUACCAAGAUUUGGACACUGUUGACUUAUGGGUAGGGGGUUUAGCUGAAGACCACGAAGACGGUAGUGAACUGGGAGAGACAUUUAGAACGUAUGUAGCAUCCAUUUUAAUGACUUAUAAAAUAAAUUUUUAAGCGCGAAAAUAAUAAGUUUGUUAUUCUUGGGGAAAGCAGCAGAUAGAUAAGAGGUAUUGCUAACUAUCACACUUUCAUUCCCUAUCGCCAUGAUAAUGACUGCGUGGAAAUAGGUUUCAUGAUAGUGCUCGCCUACAGCUUUUUAAGCCUCUUUGAAAAAACUUGAAGCCUAGACUUGUGAGUAUUCAAGUAUUCGAGUCUCACACCUUGUAAUUCCAGAGUCAGACGCUGCUGUAUUGGUGAAGAGCUUUCUGCAUACUACUGGGAAAAACAUCAUGGAAAUAUUGCAUCGACGAUCGUAAAUUUAGGCUUAGCGUCAUUUUAUAAUAUGUAAGGAAGCAUUUUUGUAAAUGAUCCAUUUCAAAAUUUCAGAAUUGUGAUGCGAAACUUUUUGAGGAUCAGAGAUGGAGAUAGAUUCUGGUAUGAAAGCUAUCUCUCCAAGGAGGUAAUUACACAGCUACUCUUUUAGCCUAAUAAUAAUAUUCUCGGGAAACUAGAAUGGAAGCUCAUUUUGAGUGAAAUAAAUGCGAUCUGCUUAUUUUCUUGAUUACUCCGAACUCUUUUGUGUGCUGUAUUUCUGUCAUUUAUUUCUGUUUUGAGUCUACUUCUGUUACCACCCAACUUCCUUUGUUUGAAAGAAGUUAAGAGAGUCUGAGUCAUUAAUAAUUUUAAAUCUUUAUCGACAGGAGAUCGACACAAUUCACUCUCUAACGCUCAGCAAGAUCAUCCGCCUAAACAGUGGAUUUAAGAGCGCUCCAGAUAACAUAUUCUUUUCCACGGAGCAUUGUUCAACAGUCACAAAUUUUUGGUGCAUUCCCCAUAAAGAGACUGAAAUAGGAAACUGCACAGAUAUUCAGCAAACGCUGUGGACUCUAAGGCAAGAGUUAAAAAGGCAAAAGGAUAUUUGUAGGAUUGACAGUGACGUUUCCAAUACAACGACACAACAAGAACCCCCAAGGUCUGCUUUAUUUUACAUUUCAAUCAGCCUCGCGCUAGUCGCUCUGUUUUUUCUUGCUCUCUUUCUUCGUGUGUGGAUCCAACUUCGGCGAAAACAGAAAGCUGAAGCAGAGAAAAAUAUUGGGCAUGAACUGAAUUCUCGUGAUAACUUUGUAUUUUAG
This is a messenger RNA of Pocillopora meandrina, 17809 nucleotides long. The record is from the annotation of a GenBank genome assembly. Lineage: Eukaryota; Metazoa; Cnidaria; Anthozoa; Scleractinia; Pocilloporidae.